Molecule: messenger RNA, 3130 nt
Organism: Motacilla alba alba
Lineage: Eukaryota; Metazoa; Chordata; Aves; Passeriformes; Motacillidae
Product: carbonic anhydrase 3-like
Exons: 7
Coding region: 250-1038 (262 amino acids)
Cellular component (GO): cytoplasm
Molecular function (GO): zinc ion binding; carbonate dehydratase activity
Source: RefSeq, a predicted model, not a curated record
UCCGGCCCGCCCGCGCCGUCGCACCCUGUGUCCCCGGGCUGAGCGGGACGGGCAUGGAGGGAGCCGCGGCGUCCCGCCGGCAUCCCCCUGCCUCCUCCGCGGGAGAACGCGGCUCUGCCCCGCGGCCGCCCCCAGCCCUGCCCUGCCCAUCCCCGCGGGGAGGACGCGAAGCCGCGGCGCUCUAUAAAAACCCCCCGGGCCGGGAGGGAGGCGACCACGGCAGCGGGACGGGGCGCGGGCAGCGGCACCAUGGCCCAGUCCGUGUGGGGCUACGACAGCGACAACGGACCCGAGCGCUGGCACGAAAAUUACCCCCUGGCCAAGGGCGACAAGCAGUCGCCCAUUGAGAUCAACAGCAAGGACGUGCAGCACGACUCCUCUCUCGCCGCCUGGCACGCCAGCUAUGACCCCGGGGCAGCGAAAACCAUCCUGAACAACGGGCGCACCUGCCGCGUCGUCUUCGACGACACUUUUGAUCGAUCAGUGCUGAGGGGGGGCCCGCUGAGCGGCGCCUACCGCCUGCGCCAGCUGCACCUGCACUGGGGCUCCUGCGACCAGCACGGCUCCGAGCACGUCAUCGACGGCGUCAAGUACGCGGCAGAGUUACAUAUGGUGCACUGGAAUCCAAAACAUGGUAAUUUUGCCGGAGCUUUAAAACAACCUGAUGGUGUAGCUGUUGUGGGAAUUUUUCUGAAAGUUGGGCAAACUCCCAAACCAGAGAUGAAGAGAAUUCUUGAAGAACUUGAAAACAUUAAGACCAAGGGGAAGGAGGCUCCUUUUCUGCACUUUGAUCCUUCAAUUCUUUUCCCCAAAUCUCGUGACUACUGGACGUACCACGGUUCAUUCACCACACCCCCCUGUGAGGAGUGCAUCACUUGGAUUCUCCUGCGGGAGCCGAUUGAAGUCAGCUCAGACCAGAUGGCAAAGCUCCGUAGCCUUUCCAAGAAUGCUGAGAAUGAACCUGUGAGCCCUCUUGUUGACAACUGGCGGCCACCGCAGCCUCUGAAGGGCAGGAUAGUGAGAGCCUCAUUCAAGUAAAAUCUCAAGUCUCACUCUGCUGAACCUGAGUGAGAAACUCCCUACAUCAUGAAAGUGUAGUUAGUUUUUUGCUGUCUACUGCUUUUCCUCUGGAUCCAGGUCUGUGUUUCUCAGUUUGAAAUUCUGAGUGGUAAAUCUGUUUUUAAAAGCAGAAGAAUACUGUAUGCAAAUACUAAGCAUAAUAAGCAAAUGUGAGAAGUAAUGAUUCUCGACCACAAAUGCCACAGCAUUUAUGGUUACUUCUCUGCCUUGUAGUCUUGUAAGAAAAAUAAGCUCAAUUUCAAUAUUUAAAAUUAACUUCAAAGGCAAUAUAGUAAGGCAAAAAAUGAACCAGUAGUUCAUGAAAGCAGAAGUAAUGGUAGAUGAACAGGAGGGAAAUGCCUGUCUCUACACUGUGAUCUUGCUCAGACACCCCACCCUCAGGAGACAUCCAAAGAAUAAGCACCCUUUUAACAUACCAGGUUUUCCCUUCCUUGUCUUGUUCAUAGUUUUUUAUCCAAGAUUAGAUUAGUGGUCUGAGGGUAAAAUCAGGCAUACUCAGUUUCUGUGUGAAGAAGAAAAGAGGCCUUGCUGUCAUUUCAGCAUUUGCUCUCUUCAGCACAUCCUGCUGCUGCCAUUGUUGAUCUUUUCUUCUCUCACUGCUGCUCUUACUUCACCCACCCAAUGUAGAGUCCUGCUGGUAUCAUAUUGCCUUGUAUUUAGUAUACCAGCUUUAGUAUUGCUGAGGGAGCAGCCUUUCUUCUGCUGCUCUAUGUUAUCUCCCAGAAUGAUAGAUUUUUGAUGCUCUGCCUGCUUUCUAUAUUUGACAUCUUAAUAGUUUUGCCUGUUAGGGAUUUUGUUGCAUAUGGAAGGGAUCUUUCUGGAUGAUUCAUAUGUGUCAUUUGGGAAAAAUCCAGAUUAAGUCACCUGUUUGUUUAUUUGACUCUGUAGCUGGAGAAUAUAAAUGGAUUCUGUUUGGCUCAGUUCCUUUGUGGGGAGACACAUCAGCUUUCAAAUAUGAUCCAAGCAAGGAAUCACUGGCAGACAGAAACAUCUGUAUCAACUUCCCCUGUCCUUCAUCAUGUAAACUUUGUAAUUUCAGUGUACAAGUACCAUCUAGGUUGAACUCACACACAGAUCAUGUGAAUAAAGACCUACAUUAUAUUCAACACCCAGGUGAUUAUUCAGUGUUGGAUAUAGAGGAGAUUGCAUGGCCAAAGGUGGUGCAUAAAUCCCACUGCACAGGCAGCUUCUGGGUUCUCCAUGUUCCUGCAACUCAUAGGAGCUGCUACUGUAGGUAGCAGUGGGUGUUCUUCUGGAGAUGUUGCCACAAACAUGUUCACAGCAGCAUUUAUAAGGGAUAUGUCAAAGUCUGAAAAAAACGGACUACAAAUGGCUGGAAUAGGCAUUUCCCAGUUCUCCUUAACUAUUUCACUUCCACUUUAUUUGAAAAAUGGUGCUCCAACAGGGGAGUAAAGAAUGGGCAACACUGGACAAAUUCUGCUGUUAUUACCCGCAUAAUUCAGUGAGAACGCAGAAAUUAAACUGAGGCAGAUUUUGAUCCUUUUUAUUCAUUUAGAAUUGUUCUAAGGAAUACUAAAUUCCCAUUGAAAACUAGUAUUUUAGUUUAUUAGGGUUGUAUUUUGCUUAGUAUAAAGCAGUUUCUUUUUAAAAACUAAGUUCAUGUGAGAGGCUAAAGUAUUGAUUGAAUCCUGUUUACAAAUGUUUUGGCACUGGCUUAAUUUUAUCAGAAGCUUUUGAUAUUAUGAGUGCAACACUUGCAAGGGUAUUGAUUUUAGGAGUCCCUUAGAUCUUCUUUAAACUCUUGAAUCUAAAUCUUCUCAACACAUAAAAAUGUUACUACAGAAAGCUCAUAAGCAACAAUUUUUUUUUUUCUACUGUACUAUGUCUUACGUGUAAAAUGUCUUCUCACAUCCAUAUGUAGUUGAUCUUGGUGAUGAGAAAAUUUUAACACAACUGAGACAAGGGUUUGAGUCUUUCGACCUAAAAGCCAUUGACUGUGAUGUUUUAAUCUCUUGUAAUUGAAGCAAUAAAACAAGAUUAGUUGUCUGCACUUGAAAUAACUGCUUUUAUGUCUUGAGAGAAUCAAUAA